Rubroshorea leprosula is the source of this 980-nucleotide messenger RNA. The record is from the annotation of a GenBank genome assembly. Lineage: Eukaryota; Viridiplantae; Streptophyta; Magnoliopsida; Malvales; Dipterocarpaceae.
ACAUCCAGUAGGGCCCAGAGAGAUCCAAUAACCCGAGCCCAACACACAAAACCGAACCCACGCGGAAAUCCACUCGACCGGUGGCUUAGCCGCCAAUCCAUCUCCGAACAUACGUAUAUAUAUAUAUACAUAUAUAUACCAAAAUCAAAAUCAAAAUCAAAAUUCUUCCGAAGAAACCAGAAUCGAUCAUGGAAGGAGGAGGAGGAACCGAAGCUUUUCCCGAUCUCGGAUCUCACUGCCAGCAUUCCGAUUGCCAUCAACUCGAUUUUCUCCCGUUUAAAUGCGACGGCUGUCACAAGGUAUAUUGUUUGGAGCAUAGAUCGUAUAAAUCUCACGAGUGCCCCAAAUCGGAGCACAAGAGCAGGAGAGUAAUCGUUUGCGAAAUCUGCUCGGUUUCGAUUGAGGUUACCGGACGGAAGGAGGAGGAAGAUGCGAAGACGAUAUUCGAGAGACAUGAGAAGUCCGGAGAUUGUGAUCCGAAUAAGAAGAAGAAGAAACCGGUAUGUCCGGUGAGACGGUGCAGAGAGACGUUGACGUUUUCUAACACGAGCACCUGCAAGACCUGCCAAUUGAAGGUGUGUCUCAAGCACCGGUUUCCAGCUGAUCAUGACUGCCAUAAGGCUGCAAAUCCUGCUGCCGAAACUGUGCCCAGAAAGGAGAGAUGGAAUGAGAGGUUUCUGGCUGCUAUGACUUCCAGGAACGGGAAAGAUUGCGCAAUGAAUGGUGGCAGGACGACAUCUCCACCAAGUACUCCAUCCAUCAAAGUCUCUUAGAUUGCCAGAAUGCCAAAAGGCAAAGAGAUUCAAAUUACAUGCUGUAUAAUUCAUCAAUAAAGUCUAUUUUCCCUUCAAAUAAGAAUUUCACCAUUCUAGAAAUGUCUAACCAUAUUCAAGGGAUUUGGUUGUUGUUGUUUUCGCUCUGACAUGAGAUUUAGUAGAAUUUUCUUUCUUGGACCCUGCAAAUCAAGAAGCCUCUAUGAG